This is a messenger RNA of Anopheles coluzzii, 1238 nucleotides long. RefSeq names its product serine palmitoyltransferase small subunit A. The transcript is spliced from 2 exons. Lineage: Eukaryota; Metazoa; Arthropoda; Insecta; Diptera; Culicidae. Gene Ontology annotation, biological process: ceramide biosynthetic process. Gene Ontology annotation, molecular function: serine C-palmitoyltransferase activity. Bases 617 to 877 code for a protein of 86 amino acids. Gene Ontology annotation, cellular component: serine palmitoyltransferase complex. The record is from RefSeq and is a predicted model, not a curated record.
GUUCUUGUUGUUGUUGUUGCCGAAGGUGUUGUUUUGAUCGGUAUCAGCGCGGAGGAAAGGAAAAUAAAUAAAAUUUUUGCAAUACAUUCCUCUGCUGUAUCGUGCGAAAUUAUUCCACGCUUUUGCAGGCUUUAUUGUGAAUCAAAUCAAACAUUUACUAUUUUUGUGAUUUUGUGCGUGAGUAGAAAUAUUGUUGGACAAAAAUGUCCCCAAGUGCGGAAUUCCCUUUGUUUAGAUAAGAGAGCGUACGCAGUGUGUUCCCCCGACAAGCUUCCCCUAAAAAUGCUAGCCUCAUUGGAUGCGGGCAAAAGUUAGCGCUGAGUAAGGCUGUUAUCAAUAGCUACGCAAUCUCAAUACAUUGGAUAUCGGAAAGUCACCCCCGAAAACUAAAGACACCUGCGAAAAAGAGGCAACCGACAACAUAUACGGCCAAUUGGUGUACGCUUGGUAUUGAUAAGGGAGUAGUCCCUCGGCUGAUUACGAAAUAAUAUUACUCAGUACAGUCCAGCGGAAAGCCUAAUCGUGGCGAUCGUGAUUCACGGCAGUUUACGUUCAGAUAUUCAACCAUAGUGUUGACGCUGAGUGAAAUCGUGCACGGUGAAGCACUGCAGCAACAAUGUUUCGUAAAAUAUGGAAAUCUAUUUCCUCCGUUUAUCUGCUGUACGAACUCAACACCUGCAUAUACAUGCUGGAUCCUUGGGAAAAGCGCUUUGUCAAUGCGUUCAUAUUUGCCAUUUUAGGGCUGCUGAUCUUCUCGAGCUACACGUUCCUGCCGGGAUACACGCGGAAAUUGGUUAACGCAUUCCUUCCUGCCCAUUCCGCCCUGUCCGAUCUCGACAUGGACCAUCAGCGAUCGAUGGAGUUCAACAUACACUGACGAUAGAGGGGAUGUGAUGCCAUCGGAGGACCCUUUGUGAUACCGCAAAUCAAGGGCCAAUGGAAGGAACAUUGAACGCACCGACGAACCUUGCCAAUGUGCAGAGCACAAACAAUCGGAGCACCGCUAACUAGACAAGCUUAACUCUAAUGUUACAAACAAAUUCGAUACAAUUGUAGUCAGAAGCUGUGUUAAUUUUGGUUUGAAUGCCCUUACUUUCGAUUGCUUUUGAGCGUUAGUUAGAAAUAGUGAUGCAAAAUCUUCUAUCAACGGUCUAGGACGAAUCGCAAGUAAAUUAUGAGUAAGAAAAUAGCUUUAAAAAAAAUCUACAUUUGAAAAAAAAUAAACGAAUUACAAUUAA